CUAAUCUCAUUUUAGGCCGAGACAAUCCCGAAAAAAGCCUGCAAAAUCCUGGAGGGACGUCACAACUCAGCCUUUUUUCCUGAGAUUUUUGGACACAGCUGCGAGGAUGCUAGUAGGACGAUAAUGCUUCCGAGAUGAUGAAUCAGUAGAUUUGAAGACAGAAGUAACAAUAAAGAGUGGACGAUAGCACAAUGCUAACAACAAAGCUAAUGGUCGCUGCUGCCAGUGUCAAACCGCCCAGGUUUCUGCAGGACAACUUCUGCCUAUGGUUUCAGCAUGUGGAAGCCCACUUCUAACUUGGGGGAAUUACCCGGGAUGUGAUGAAGUAAUUCCACGUCGUGGUUGUGUUGUAGUGGCCGCGUGACAACUACAACUAGGACGCUCGGAGGAUCCCCCGGGCUACCACAGCCGAUGGUAGCUGAGAUUACUGUGAUGUCAGGCGGAAACGCAAAAGGGAAAAAAGAAGCGGAUUCUUGUUCUUUGGGAUUCCUUGUCAAGCAGCACCACCAAGUGGCCAAGGUGCUGUGGAUUCUCUGUGGACACAAUUUAUGUUUGGGUUUAGUUUACUCCAGAACCAAACACUCCGAAGUCUUCACUGACAUGCGCCCCACAUCUGGACACGUGCCGAGGUUCAGCUCCUGCUCAAACAGAUGUUUCGAGCUGCUUGAGGUGGAGCCGCCGAACUGUCGCUGUGACAAUCUUUGUAAGACCUUCAACAGCUGCUGCUCGGACUUUGACCAGCUCUGCCUCAGGACAGAGGGUGGCUAUGAGUGCAGCAAAGAUCGCUGUGGGGAGAUGCGCAAUGAACACCAUUCCUGCCACUGCUCAAACGACUGUCUCGCCCGAGGAGACUGCUGCACCAACUACAGGACACUCUGCAGAGGAGACACUUCUUGGCUGCAAGACGAAUGUGAAGAUAUAAAGAAUGUUCAGUGCCCUGCCGGAUUUGUGCGCUCACCACUCAUCAUUCUGUCAGUGGACGGUUUCAGAGCUUCCUACAUGAAGAGAGGACAUACUGUCAUACCUCACAUUGACAAACUCAGAACAUGUGGAACACAUGCUCCGUAUAUGAGGCCUGUGUACCCGUCCAAAACCUUCCCCAACCUCUACUCACUGGCGACGGGUCUGUAUCCUGAGUCUCAUGGAAUUAUUGAUAAUGCCAUGUAUGACCCCGUCUUUGAUGCCACCUUCACGCUGAGAAGCAGAGAGAAACUGAAUCAUCGCUGGUGGGGAGGACAACCUAUCUGGAUCACAGCUCUCAAACAAGGAGUGAAGCCAGCCACUUUCUUCUGGCCUGCUGCUAUUCCACUGGAAAGGCGGAUACUGACGAUGCUACAGUGGCUCCAUCUUCCUGAAGUCGACAGACCCUACAUUUAUGGCCUGCACUUUGAGCAGCCAGACAUAUACGGACAUAAGGUGGGACCCAUGAGCAUGGAAUUGAAUAAUCCUCUCAGACGGACUGACAAGAUUAUUGGUCAACUAAUGAACGGACUGAAGCAGAUGAAACUACAACGAUGUGUCAAUAUCAUGAUAGUUGGCGAUCACGGUAUGGAAGAAGCACAUUGUGAUCAAACCGAGUUCCUCAGCAACUACUUGACUAAUGUUGAUGACAUCAUUCUUGUUCCUGGAUCGUCAGGUCGAAUACGCCCCAGAUUCAGCAACACAAAAUAUGACCCCAGGACCCUCGUUGCAAAUCUAACGUGCAAGAAACCAGAGCAACAUUUCAGGCCUUACCUGAAGCAGCAUCUGCCGAAGAGACUGCACUACGCAAACAACCAUCGCAUUGAGGAUGUACAUCUGCUGGUGGACCGGAAGUGGCACGUUGCCAGGAAAGCACCUGAAGUUAAGAGACUUUGUGGCUUCAUGGGUGACCAUGGAUAUGACAGUAAGAUCAAUAGUAUGCAGACAAUUUUCCUGGGACAUGGACCUUCGUUCAAAUUCAAGACUAAAGUUCCAGCCUUUGAAAAUAUUGAGCUUUAUAAUGUUAUGUGUGAUCUUCUCAGUCUAAGCCCAGCCCCUAAUAACGGAACAUACGGAAGUCUGAACCACCUGCUGAGAAACCCUCCCUACAAACCCACAAUGCCAGAGGAAGUUUCCAAGCCAACCACAACUGUUUAUGAUCAUACGCACGCCGAUGAACUCGGCUGCAGCUGUCAUUACAAGUUGGGAGUAAAGAGUAGAGGCCAGAGAAGUUUGAAAGUGACGAUUGCACGAGGCUAUAAUCUGGAGUCACUCUGGCUCUGUCUCUUACAGAACCAAGUGGAGGAGCUCAACUUGCGACUGAUGCAAGCUAUUGAUGACAGUAGGAAUUUGCCAUAUGGUCGACCUGCAGUACAGUACCACACCAAGUAUUCCAUUCUGCAGCACGCUGACUACGUCUGUGGCUACAGCAGGGAUCUGGCGAUGCCUUUGUGGACGUCAUACACGCUCAGCCGACAGGUCGAAGUUUAUGCUUUGCCGGAGAUGAAAUGUUUACGAGCAGACUUCAGAGUCCCAGCAUCCUUCAGCCAGUCAUGCAGCAACUACAAGGCAAACAAACUCAUCUCUUUCGCCUUCUUGUAUCCACCACAAUUAUCCAGGGACAUGAAGAGAAAAUACGACGCUCUAUUCAUAACCAACACUGUUCCAAUGUACCCUGCAUUCAAGAGGAUAUGGACUCAUUUCCAGGGAGUGCUUUUGAAGAAAUACGCCAGUGAAAGAAAUGGGAUGAACGUACUCACUGGACCCAUCUUCGAUCACGACUCUGACGGCGUCAUGGACUCCAUUGACAAGAUUCAACAGUUUGCACGCGGUUCGAUCCCCAUCCCAACUCACUUCUUUGUGGUUCUGACCAGCUGCUUGGACUUCAGACAGGCUGCAGAUUCAUGUGCCGGUCCUCUCAGCUGUGCCGCCUUCAUCCUGCCACACAAAGCCAACAACGACGAGAGCUGCGAUAGAUCAGACCGAGAGUCCACCUGGGUGGAAGACCUGAUGAAGAUGCACACGGCUCGAGUCAGAGAUGUUGAAAUCCUUACAGGUCUGGACUUGUACCGCAGAACCACUUUGAGAUAUCCUGACAUCCUCUCACUAAAAACAUUUAUGCACACUUACGAGAGCGAGAUCUAACGUUGACGCCGUAUAUUUUUUUAACGUGGACUUUUGUGCUUGUACAGAAGUUUGCAUUCAUCACGCCUCUUGAGGAUUUUAAAAAAAAAUCGGUUUUAUACAACACCGCUCAAAACUUUGGGAUAUCACUUGCAAAUGUACUCGUUUUCCCAUGGAAAAAGCAUAAAUGUAUGCAAUUCACAAUUAUAAUUACUUUGAUGCAUUACUGUGAACUCAGGACCUAUGAGUCUGAAAAGCAUUUUUAAAUGUAUCAGACCAGAUUGUCAUAGAACAGGGGUGUCCAAAGUGCGGACCGGGGGCCAUUUGUGGCCCGCAGCUGAUUUUUUUAACAUAAAAUACUGUUACAAAAAAAAGCGUAAGUGUAAUAAAAGAUCAAACGGGUGAAAUGUAACAAGAAAUUAUCUAAUAACACAAAACUGCCAUGCAGGCUGUUUUUUUUUUAACUUUAAACCUAACAUUGCUCAAAAGAUUACAAAAAAAUUAUAAAUGGCAAAUAGAUCUGAAGUUGAAAGUAAAAAUAAAUAAAAAAUAUAUACAGUACAGGCCAAAAGUUUGGACACACCUUCUCCUCAUUCAAUGCGUUUUCUUUAUUUUCCUGACUAUUUACAUUGUAGAUUGUCACAAUGAAGGCAUCAAAACUAUGAAUGAACACAUGUGGAGUUAUGUACACUACCAUUCAAAAGUUUGGGGUCACAUUGAAAUGUCCUUAUUUUUGAAGGAAAAGCACUGUACUUUUCAAUAAAGAUAACUUUAAACUAGUCUUAACUUUAAAGAAAUACACUCUAUACAUUGCUAAUGUGGUAAAUGACUAUUCUAGCUGCAAAUGUCUGGUUUUUGGUGCAAUAUCUACAUAGGUGUAUAGAGGCCCAUUUCCAGCAACUAUCACUCCAGUGUUCUAAUGGUACAAUGUGUUUGCUCAUUGGCUCAGAAGGCUAAUUGAUGAUUAAAAAACCCUUGUGCAAUCAUGUUCACACAUCUGAAAACAGUUUAGCUCGUUACAGAAGCUACAAAACUGACCUUCCUUUGAGCAGAUUGAGUUUCUGGAGCAUCACAUUUGUGGGGUCAAUUAAACGCUCAAAAUGGCCAGAAAAAGAGAACUUUCAUCUGAAACGCGACAGUCUAUUCUUGUUCUUAGAAAUGAAGGCUAUUCCACAAAAUUGUUUGGGUGACCCCAAACUUUUGAACAGUAGUGUACUUUAAAAAAAAAAGGUGAAAUAACUGAAAACAUGUUUUGUAUUCUAGUUUCUUCAAAAUAGCCACCC
Molecule: messenger RNA, 4367 nt
Organism: Entelurus aequoreus (snake pipefish)
Lineage: Eukaryota; Metazoa; Chordata; Actinopteri; Syngnathiformes; Syngnathidae
Gene: enpp2
Product: ectonucleotide pyrophosphatase/phosphodiesterase 2
Exons: 26
Coding region: 412-3105 (897 amino acids)
Biological process (GO): immune response; phosphatidylcholine catabolic process
Molecular function (GO): alkylglycerophosphoethanolamine phosphodiesterase activity; phosphodiesterase I activity; scavenger receptor activity
Source: RefSeq, a predicted model, not a curated record